AUGGCGACAUAUAUUAGUAAGGGACGAUCCUUUGCCAGCGAGGACGGCCCCUAUCAGCUUCCAAACGAUGCCGCGGAACAUGAGCGCCUGGACGCGCAGUAUCGAGCCUUCGCUAAGGUAAUGGGCGGCAAGGUCUUCCACGCCCCGGCUGCAGACGGCUUCCCGAACCGGCCUAGGAAGAUCCUCGACAUCGGCUGCGGCACGGGCAUCUUCACGGUGCAGCUCGCCCGUCGGUUUCCCUCUGCCGAGGUGAUUGGUGUGGACCUGUCGCCCGUGCCAGCGGACCGCCACGGGGACACGCCUAACGCCCGCUUUCUCCUCGGCAGCGUGGCGGACCUGCUCGGGCGGGGCGAACUCGCGGCCGGGUCCUUCGACUACGUCUUCCAGAGGCUCACCAUCCUGGGCAUCGUCGGAUGGGAGGCCCACUUGCGGAACGUGGUGGCGCCUCUGCUUGCCCCUGGGGGGGUUGUGGAGCUGCAGGAGUACGACUCGAUGCUGCGCGCUGGGGAGGGGGGGUGCGCCGGCGCGGCGUACGAUACGGAGCUUGGGGACCGGUGGGAGUGGUUCCGCACCUGGAUUAAGGACACAGUUGAUAUUGGGCUCGACCUAAGGGUUGGGCGCCGCAUGGCUGAGCUGCUGGCCGGCGCAGGCAUUGACGUUGUCACCCGCGACGUCUACGAUAUCCCCAACGCCGGGCCGCCGUCGCUGCGGGGCGGCGGCGGGGAUGAGUACUGGAGGACAGUUGUGGACACGUACUGGGGCGUCGUGGAAAGGAACUCGGGCCCGCGGCGGAGUCCGGAGGUUCUGGCGGCCAUGCGGAAAGGCUACGAUGAGACGUUCGUAGCCAACAUCGCCGACUUGAUGGUGAAGCUCCACGUCGUUGUCGGACGCAAGCCGACGACAGCAUAG
Colletotrichum graminicola M1.001 is the source of this 909-nucleotide messenger RNA. Its product is annotated as methyltransferase domain-containing protein. The transcript is spliced from 2 exons. Gene Ontology annotation, molecular function: methyltransferase activity. The record is from RefSeq and is a predicted model, not a curated record. The coding region runs from base 1 to 909 and encodes 302 amino acids. Lineage: Eukaryota; Fungi; Ascomycota; Sordariomycetes; Glomerellales; Glomerellaceae.